AUGCACGUGCCUCCUAACACACAUGUAAACAAAUGGCUUAUAGAACGUAAAAAGGAUACUGAGUUUGGAAAAAACUUGAUGAAAUUUUGAUUAAAUGGAAAUAUGUUACUGGAGACUGAUAUCAAGGACAUUAACGACUUAAAUUGUUAAAUAGCAAUUUUGAAAGAUUCACGUCAUUUUCAUUAAUUCAAACAAAUUUCUACCAUAAUCGAUAUGACGUUACCUAAUACUUUAGAAGCUUCUGUAAUAGAUGAAAUAGCAUUGGAAGGUUUGGAUGGAAUUACUUUACAAGCUUUAUGGUUACGUUUGGCACAUAGAUUUAACAAUCCUUUACAAUGUACACAACAAUUUAUGAACCAAAUAUGGUCUAUGUGUGUAAAUCUUCAGGAAUUUACAUUUUAUAAAUUAAAAGUGCCAAGAAAUCCACUUGUUAUAUAUGAUCGUUAUGAAUUUGUAGAUCCAGAUCUAGGUAUUAUACUUGAACCAGAUAAUAUUCCAGAAGAUAUUUAUCCUUUUUUUCCUAUAAAUGAUCCAAUUACAGGAGUUAGGGGUUCUUGUUCGACUUAUAAGACUCGUAAAGUUAUUAAUGUUGAUAUCAGAAAAUAUACUUUAGAGGAAGCAACGAAAGAAUAUGAUCAAAGAUUAGUCAUUGUUGCAUCUCAAGCUGCAAGAGAGUUUGCAUUAAUGGGCGAUAAAGCAUCUUCUAUAUUGAAAUUAAGUACUAUGCAUUACUGUUUCCUUGAAAGAGUUGGAAGAUCGCGUUAUCAUGGUGAAGUAACGCAGGGAAAAAUUAGUCUUAGUUUGUUAAGAGAAGAUCCUAGAACAUUGUUUUAUCAUAGAAAGUUUUUACUUCGUCAUAAAUUGAUUACAAAGCAGACGCAUCAUCAAAAAACAGGAGGCCAUAGUUGUACCGGUAGCUUAUUACAUCUACCACGAUUCUUUGUAGAAAGGAAACCAAAAAUGAUGUUCUUGGCUGAACAAGUCAUUGAGAUACUUAAAACGAAAAAAAAUUAUAUUGCUGAAUAUGAAGAAGUAAAGAAGAAAUUGCAAAUUGCAAAUUCUAUUCAAAAAUUAGUUAAAACAUCUUUUUUUCAAAAGGCAGUAAGAACAGAUCUGAAAGUACCGUAUAGAACUUUAUAUCCAAAUGCAGAACCUAAAGAGUGGCAACGGAAGAAUGAUCCAUCGAAGGAAAAAGUAAUAAGGGUAAUACAACUGAUAACUCCUGACGUUGAUAUUGCUGAACUAUUGAACAAAGAUGAAAUACACGAGGAUGAAGAGCAAUUAGAGUUAGAUAUUCGCAAUCACAAAUACGAUUAUUCUUACCUUAAAGAAGCUAAUAAUAUGAACGAAGGAAGCAGUAUUAAUGGUGUUUCUCAAGGAAGCUUAUCUAAAGAUAUGGGUUUAACGAAAUUACAAUGUAGAACUAUAUUACGUAAUCUAGUGAAAAUGGAUAUCGUUGCGACAUACAUGAAUGAUGCAGGUAGGCAAAGAGUAACAAAAUAUGUAUCUAAAAAGUUUGAGGCAAAUAGCACGAUGAGUAUGCAAUUUAAAAAAGAAAUGAAUAGAAUUAAAGAGCUUACGAAGCAUAUAUCAAAUAAGAAAAAUGAAGUUAUACCAAAACAAGAGGAUUUACAGGAAAAAGAAAGUAGUGAAGUUAGCGAUUUUUAUACGCAUUUAAUUAAAACUAUAGAGAAAUUAAAUUAUCAUGUAAUUAUUGAUAAUAAAACAAAGAAACAUUCUGACGUUGGAGAGCAAGAACCAUUUAUUAAUACCGACAAAUUAAGAUCGGUAUUUCGCAUUGUCAGUAAAAUAUUUUGGAAAUAUCGUAUAACAAAGUCACGAACUAGAUACAAAUGUACCUUCUUGAACGUGUCGAGAAAAAUAGUUAACUUAAAAUUGUUAACUAACGAAAGACAAAAAGAAAAAUCAAUACAAAAUGGAAGGAACAUAGGAAAUACUAGUGAUAGUUUCGAAGAUUCCACAGUUACAUCUACAAUUUCAAAUAAUAUUAAAGAUGUUUCAAUGUAUAAAAGUAUAGAAACAAAUUUGGUUACCCAAAAUCCGAUACGCGGUGGAAAACCGAUUAAUGAAAUUUUUGGUUUGAUGGAGGAUGUUGAAAAUAGUAAGAAAAAAAGUGUAUCUAAUAUUACUUAUAGAUUAUUAAAGCGAGCAAAUAUGAUCAUCGAGUCUGUUAAAGAGCAUCAAGUUAUCGAUGAUAUAACUAAGUUAAUGAAGAUGAUAAAUGACGAAGAAGAUAAGGAAGGUUACGAUGUGAAGAUAGAUAAAAAAUCUUUGCUCAGAUUAUUACAGAAAUUAGCCAAAGAUAAUUUGGUAAAAAAUAUCAAGUUAACUCUUAGUGCUAAUGGCAGAGAAAAACAUUUGACUUUCGUAUGUGAUCCCAAUAUUGAUACAGAUCAUACGGUAAUAAAGUCAGCUGUAGAGCAAGCAAAAGUUAAAUUUUGUUUAUUGGGAUCAUCAAAAUCUAAAACGAAUUCAAAAAAUAAUAUAGAUAAGACUCGUACUAAUGCGGACAACACAAAUAAAAGGCCUGGAAGACUAUCGGCACUACCAACUACUUCCAAAUAUGAUCCAAAAGCAGCUCGAAAACUUGGAUAUAGUCCCAAAUUUGUUCGUAUGCAAGCACUUCAUGUUCUUUUAUAUUAUUUAGUUUAUGAACAUCCCGGAGAAGACACGCUUUCCAAGAAUGAACAAAUACAAUUGUUACGUGCCAAUGAUUUUAGCAUCACCGAUAGUUUGGCUCAAGAAAUGAGUAAAAUUUAUACCACGGAAGUAGGAUGGAAGAUGUUUUUGCCAUCUUUACCGCAACAUAAUGGUUGGCCAAAAGGUUGGACUUUAAUGUGUGACCUUCUGUUGCGCAUUCCUCUAUCAAUAUUUUUAAAAGUCCAUAGUGUCCCAUUUAUUAUAUCAGGCUUGGAAUAUUAUACAAAUCAUCCUAUUAGGAAACAUUAUUUAAUUAAAGAUCUUCCAAUGAAUAUUCAAAGUACUUUACUACAUGGAAGAAAGUAUAUAUUUGAUAUUCAUGAAACUGUUACUAGAUUAUGUUAUAUCGGUCUGGUCCAAUUUGGACCACAGAAAUUAAAAGAAAAAGAUCAAGUAUUUCUUUACGUAAAUCGUCAUAGUGAAUUAAUGGAUACAACUUCAUCUGCACCUGGAUAUCACAAAAUUGAAGAGAAAACAUACCCCAUAACGAAAUAUAAUUUCAAUGAGAUGGAUAUUGUUGAAAAAUAUUGGUACGAUAUGUGGAAUAUAUGUGUUAAUACUCCUUUAGGGGGUAGGCUUGCAGUUCAGGGUAAAGAUAUAUUAUUAGAGGAUUUAUCUAAAAAAAGUGACAUGAUAGAAACAAUAAAAGCUCGUACUGCAGAGGAAGCUAUAAUAUUGGAUACUGGCAAAGUACCUGGGGAUCGUAAAGGUGCAGCUGGUAUCGAUUCUGCAUUUUUUGCACACUUGAAACGUAAUUGGAAUUGGAAUAAUAAUUUUACGAUGCGCAAUCAACUAAGAAAAGAUCUAGGAAAUAAAACUACGGCAUGUAAGAGAGAUGCUUAUUUGUCAACAAUAAAAGCGGCACCUGUCAAAUAUACUGAAUUUUCUGGAUUAAAAAAAGUAUCAGGACCUACUAUUGUAAAUGCUACAGAUGUGAAAACAAAGUCCCAAUCGAACAAAGUUGGUGAAGUUACUAAUAAGUCUAUUAAACAUGAAACAUAUACGAAAUUUCAUCGGGUUAAACAGAAAUCAUUUAUUAGACGAGUUUUACCUAAAAAGGCGGGAAAAAAAUCACGUGUUAAAUAUGAUGAAAUUGAUUAUCGUGCGCUUCAACUAAUGCAUAAAUUGCGCGUCGAUUGGAAACCACACGAAGAUAAUAUAUUACUUAUAUGUAAAGUUGCCAUGAUGUAUUUGUGUCCAAAUCAUCGCAAACAAGUAGUAUCAUUUAAUAUGGUCAGAGAUGUUUUACGCUCUUAUUCUCUUAGUUCUUACAAUAAAACUUCUCGAGCUUGUCAAAGAAGACUUUUAUACAUGCUUAGACAACCGCAAACAGUUAAUAGCGUAACUUUAGGAGUAGAAGAAAUAAAGCAAAAUUUCUUUCUCAAUAAACGAUUUGGUGGUAUAACAGAAAAGAUUAAACAAGAAUGUCCGAAUCAUGGCGCAUAUGAAAAACGCAUAGCCGAAGUAUUUAAAGAUCUUGUUAAUUACGUUGCUAAAAAGUAUUACGAUAUUUCAGAAAUGGGAUCAAAUGAACCUAUUAUUGUACCCAAAACAGUACAAGAGUUUAAUAUUUUUUAUAAAAUGAUAUAUCCUACUAAAUCAUUUAAUUCAGGUUUUUUCAAGGAUAUUCGUUGUAUUAACGAUAUACAUUCUGCUACUAUUAAUUCUGUUAUUCAUAGUUCAAUGUGUUCUGGAAAAGAUAAAAAAUCUUGGGCAUAUCAAUUAUUUAAAGUAUAUCAACAGUAUCCUGAGGUUCUCUUGAAAAACGCUAUGGCCAAAAUUAGGGCCGAUCAAUUGGUUACAAUAAAAAAAAAUGAUAUGCACCUAACAAAGAAGUAUGCCAAUUAUAUGCCAAUGAGUAGUGCACAGUAUCAGUUUAGUACAAGUUACAUUUACAAAUUUCAAAAUAGAUGGCCAUAUGAUUUAUAUAUGGAAUCGUACAAUGCUUUUUUCAAACUUAUUCAAUGGUAUUUUACAUCAAGAAAAAGUAAUCCGUUGACAAAUAAUGUUUCUUCCGAUGGUAUGGAAAUUAUUCCAGUUACUGGUGGGAUAGUUGCCAUGAUACAUGAUUUUAUGCCAAUGGAUAAGCUAGAUUUUGAUAUUGCGAUACCCGAUCAAGUAAUUACAUUAGAUCAGAGUUUAAAAGAAAAAAAUGAAACUUAUUUCAGAAUUGCACAAAGGUACAAAGAUAUUUUAGAUGGUUUAGAUUAUUUCAAAGACAAUUCGGAUAAGAAGACGAAUUUGAUAGAAAACAAUAAAAUCUCAAUAUUUAAAAAAGAGACACUUGUUGAUCAUCGGACUAAUAAUGGGUCAUCCAUUCUUGAAGAAGUGAGAGAUAAUGACGUUGGCGAUGAGCCUGGUUUUAUAAAGGCAAGAAAAGUUGAUCACAACUUUAGAUUACAACUUAUUGAAGAAAAUAAUUUAAUUAAUUCUCAAGAUGAAACUAAAACCGUGUUAAACAAAACAGAUGAUAAAAAGUUGAAUACAAAUUUUGAGACAUAUGUUGAUAAUUUAAAAAACUCUUCAUCUGAUGUGCUUAUGGAUAAAGAACAAUUACAAGGGAAUCAUUUAAAAAGAAAAUGCAUUGAUAAUUGUGAAAUAGAUUCUGCGGAAUCAACCUCGAAGAAAGCUAAAAUGGAUGAUGAUAGUAAAUGUAGCAUAUUAAAUUCAUCUAAUGAUACUGCACGAAGUAAUAUUCCAACAGAUUUAAAUAAGUGCCUAAUUGAUUUUGAUGAAAAAAUGGAUAACGCUGAAACUUCAUUAGAGUCAAGGCUUUUGGAUGACAAUUCAGUUGGAAGUUGGAAAUCUGCAGAUGAUGAAAAUAUAAUACAAAAAAUCGAAAGUCAAAGUAAUGAUGAAUAUAAAAAGACAAAUGAUAAUGCAUUUACUCGUAUAAGUAGUAUAAUAUGUAGUAAAUCUAAGAAUACAAGUUAUGCAAAUUCAUACGCCAAACUCGAUGACACGAAUGACGUUCAAAAACGAUUUACAAGAUUAGCCCUUUUGAAAAUAAGGGAGGAGCUAAAUGAAUUUUCCGUAUCUGAUAGUCAUCAUGCUCACGAAUACUUUGUUGUUAAUAUGUUCAAAAUUUUUUAUUACUUAGAAUCAUCAAAAUUACAACAUUGUGAUGAGGAUUAUGAAGAGUUUAAAAGUUAUGCGAUACCAUCUGGUAUGUUACCUUUGAAAUUAAAGACUGUUUCCGAAAUUAUAAAUGAUUUAAAUAAAUUUGCAAUUUUUCCAAAAAAUAAUACCUCAUAUGCGAAUUUUAAGAAAACUAUGAAUGGGAAGGUAUUAUAUAACUGGAUGAAAAUUGAUGCUAUAUACAAAUUUGUAAGAGAAAAGAAAGAAAUAGGAGCUAGUUCGGAGGAACUGAUGGAAAAAUUUCGAAAAGACUUUGGAAGAGAGCUUUAUGAUAUAGUUUCUCUUUUAAUUGAAAAUUAUUUGUUUUUACGUUCUGGUGUAACUACGCCCCGAUAUAUACAUCACCUUUAUGUAAAUCCUUGGUUGAUACAUUCUUACAAGAUCUUUCGUUUAGAAAGAGAGUCGCUUUUACCAAUACCUAAAGGUAGCAUAUACUUGACAGAAAAUCAAACUAAUGCCGAUAUUAAUAUUGAUGAUAUUAAAAAAGAUAAUGAUAUUGAUCAUAAUAAAAAUUCAUUGGAAUCAUCAAUAUGCGAUAUGGACAUAACGAUGAUUGAUAAUGAAGAAGAAAUACAAAAAAAAGAUACGUUGCCUUUAAUAGGUAAUGGUACCGAAGAACAAGAAAAUGCUACGAUUAUAAGUAACUCUGAUGAAAGUGAAAAGGAACCAAAUGUAUGUGCUACAAAAAGAUUACAAAGGAAAAGAAUAUCUUUGCUUCCACAAAAGGAUAUAUUUACAUCUGCUAAAAAAUUAGAUUUAACUACUGCUGAGGAAAUAAGGGUAGUCAUGAAGCCAUGGAUUCGCAUAGAUGGUGUUUUGAAUCGUAGAGUAUUAGAUCGUAUGUUGGGAGCUGUUUUAACAUAUUGUUUAACACAUCCUGGUGUUACACUAGUCAAAGUACAAAAUAGAUUUAGUCCAGUUUUACAACCGUUCCACACUCGUGAAUUGAUUGAGAUACUGAUUAAAUUAGGCUGUUUAGAAAAGAAGAUAUUGAUCAAACAACAUGUGACUUUGUUUUCAAAGCCUGCACCUGUUAAACCAAAAACGGACGAGGAGUGGGUGAGCGAAGAAGAAAUAUUUAUAGAGCCUUUAAUGGGAGCGAUCAUAAAAUUUAGUAUAUUUUUAAGUACGAAGAUGUACAACUCGGAUUAUAUUCCAUAAUGAUAAUAUAAAUAUUACUAAAAUGAUAAGCAUCUUAUUGCGAGCUAAACGAGUUAUUUCGAUGUCGCGUUUCGAUUUGUAUAGGAAACAGCCUUACUA
Messenger RNA from Polistes canadensis, 7119 nucleotides. RefSeq names its product general transcription factor 3C polypeptide 1. The transcript is spliced from 12 exons. NCBI's taxonomy places the organism in Eukaryota, Metazoa, Arthropoda, Insecta, Hymenoptera, Vespidae. The coding region runs from base 214 to 7020 and encodes 2268 amino acids. The record is from RefSeq and is a predicted model, not a curated record. Gene Ontology annotation, molecular function: DNA binding. Gene Ontology annotation, cellular component: transcription factor TFIIIC complex. Gene Ontology annotation, biological process: 5S class rRNA transcription by RNA polymerase III; transcription initiation at RNA polymerase III promoter.